Messenger RNA from Prionailurus viverrinus (fishing cat), 7714 nucleotides. RefSeq names its product apolipoprotein L domain containing 1 (gene APOLD1). The record is from RefSeq and is a predicted model, not a curated record. Gene Ontology annotation, biological process: lipoprotein metabolic process; lipid transport. The transcript has 4 exons. Bases 2812 to 3558 code for a protein of 248 amino acids. NCBI's taxonomy places the organism in Eukaryota, Metazoa, Chordata, Mammalia, Carnivora, Felidae. Gene Ontology annotation, cellular component: extracellular region; membrane. Gene Ontology annotation, molecular function: lipid binding.
CCCUGCAGAAGCGAAAGUAUUUACACGGACACUCAAGUCCCAGGCCUGUCUCGCGUGGGGACACACAGUAGGCAGGAAUCGGAAAGCACAAAAUACAACAAGAAAUCGAUGCGUGUUGGGCGCGAAGCGUCGACGCGCCUCAAAGGAACGCUAAGAAAAGGCAGGGAGAAGGGCGCGCAGCCUGGACGCGGGGCCGGGGGAUUGCAUAAUUGCAGCUCCCCCUCCAGAAAAUGGGCUCCGAACCGCGGCGACCAUCAUGGCGCUCGGGUCGGGCCGCGCUUCCCGCGCGCCUUCCCCGAGCGCUCGGGCCGCGGGCACCGAGCCCCAAACGAGCGUUUUGCAAACAUUUACCCCCACCCUCCUCCCUCGGGCGCCUGUUCCACCCCCCCCACCCCCGCUUCCUUUUGUGUGCCCGCGUAUGUGAGUGCGUGCGUCCGUCCGAGUGUGUAUAGGACUAGGGAACUUGAAGAUUAUUUUUUUCCUCUCUUUUUUCGCUCCCGGGCUGGUGGUUGUAAACUUGAUUGGCAUUGGCUGCGCCCACUGACCCCUGCGCCGAGUCCACUGAAAAUUUAAGGUGGAUCCGAAAGGCUCCAGCUUCUAGCGCUUUAGCUGGUUUGGGAGGAAAGGGAAGAAAAAAAAAAAAAAAAAAAAAGCCCCAAACCUUGCGCCCGGCGCGUUUUCACGAAUCCCCUGCGGUACCAGCCCCCGCGCCCGCCCCGCCCCGCCCGCCCGCCGCGCUCUUCCUCCGCCCACCUCCCGCUCCUUCCCCAUUGGCCCGAUGGUGCAGUUUGAAUUUUUUUUUUGGAUGCUUGUUUGCUUGUAAAAAAUACGGUACCCCACAUCGUGUGACGAAACCUAUUUCGGCGCCCCGAACUGGGGAGCUUCAGCUGGUUCUGGGGAGGAGGGUGGGCGGAGCAUCUGUCUGUUCCAAAAUUUUGCCCCAAAGUGCCGUUGACAGUGUGCAGGCGGGUGGGGGAGCGUGGGGCCGCGGUAAACAAACCCGAGCAGAUUUGGCGGGGGCAGAGAUGUAGUAUAAAACGUUAAUGGAUGUCCGGGGCACGCCGUUUCGCCGGCUGCUGGCCAGAGGUGCUAGGGAGGCGCUGACGGAAGCCCAGGAGAAGAUGCACCUUCCCCUGCCUUGGAAAGGUGGAGGAAGGAACCGUGGAGCCAAGGAACACAGAGCCUCUAGAAGCUGGAAGAGGCAAGGAAAAGGAGCCUCCCCUAGAGGCUCCAGAAGGGAAUGCAGCACCGUCAACACCUUCAUUGCCACCCGUGAGACCCAGGUUAGACUUCUAGCCCACAGUCCUGCAAGGUCUGUACUAUGAUUACUGAUGCUCUGAAGAUGACGACCCUCCUGUAUCCCAAUAAGAUUCCUCGCCCAAGAAAUACAAGCUUAACUGUGGUCUUCUAAACCCGAGCACCCAAGGAAAUAUCCAGGGAAGUUGGGAGCUGAAGAACCAGGGUACAUUCCCACCUUGCCCCCUGCCCCAGUGCACUCUGGCUCACAUUCCGUUUGGAGUGAUUAUGUCUAUGGGGACAGAGGAAGAUAUGUUCCUACCUUUUACCUGAAAAGCACAGGGAGACACUGAAGGCAUCUUGACUAAGUUCAUAUUUCUCCUUUGAGGAGCUGUAGCCGGAAUAUUUGGACAUGGACCAAAUUCUGAAAAAUCAAGUUCCAAAGGACUGCGGUUGUGAGUCAUAGCAAAUGGUGUCGCGUUGAUAAAUACAAAGCAUAGUUAUAAAGAUGGAGAAAUUCAUUAUGCUCCAGAAAGAUAUGGCUGUUAAGACUUUCCAGAUGAACCAGAGAGUUGAGACCAUAAUUAUUUAAGUGAAAAACCAAUUUGGCCUUCCUAUUCGAAGGUGGGAAUAUUAGAAGGAUGAUGUAUUUGGGGCUUCCAGGCUGAGCUCCAACCGCAUAUCUGAAUGCCCCAGAAAGUAUCCACAGAUGCUGUAUGUGUUUUUCCCUUCUGAAUUAUCCAGAUGAUUGCCCUUCAGCCCAUGCUUCGCUAACCUAGGGAUAGGAUCCAUUCAUUUAACUAUUGUAUGGGCUAUAAUUGCCACUUCAAAUGAAAACCCAGGAAGCCAAAUCCAGGCUGUUGAAAGUGUAUAAUUAGCUCCUUGUACAGCCUGACCCCACUGAUUUUUCUGACGCAUUUGGCCUGCAGUGUGCCCUUUCUGAGACCUCCAGUAUCUUCUCCACAGCUGGAGAUGCCCAAAACUGCACGCAGCACUUCCUGUGGGUGUGGUCUUACAUUCUUAAGGCUGUGGGCUGAAUGAAUCGCCUUUCAACCACUCAGAGCCACAGUGACUUUUAAAAUACGGGAGUGGAUUAUGAGUAGCUACCUCAGACAUAAGAGGGUUCUCCCUCUUCUUUUUCUUUGUAAAAAAAUGAUUUUGUGGUGGUGCCCUCUCAAGAAACACUAUAAUUGGUCAGCCUGGGGUACGUUAGUUGUCCUCCCAGAUAACGUCAUUAGCUAUUCUCAGGAGAGGAAAGGCAGGGUAUGCCCCUUGGGAGAAUGACAACACUUGUUUCAAGUUGGGGAAGAGCCUGUGGUUCUUUUCCUGCGUUUGGGGGAAAGCGAACACACAAUGUUCAUUUCCUAGAUACGGGAUGUGCUGUGUGGCUGGCAGGUCAUUUUCCACCAUGUCACAUCCUUCUGGUGGAAGGCAGCAGGGGCCAGGACAGGAAACGGCAAAUUCUGAGAAUGAGACCAGGCUUUCCCAGAGCAAUCAUUGGUUCUCUGGAACUAUAAAGCAUGCUCAUCCAGAAACAGCCUCAGAUUUUUCUGUCCUGGAGAUAGCCAGAAGUGAAUGGGCAUGGAGAGGCCGGCGGCGCGGGAGCUGCAGGGCGCCGACGCGCUGCGCCGCUUCCAGGGGCUGCUGCUGGACCGCCGCGGCCGGCUGCACGGCCAGGUGCUGCGCCUGCGCGAGGUGGCCCGGAGCCUCGAGCGCCUCCGCCGGCGCUCCCUGGCGGCCAACGUGGCGGGCAGCACGCUGAGCGCCGCGGGCGCCGUGGCCGCCAUCGUGGGGCUCUCGCUCAGCCCGCUCACCCUGGGGGUCUCGCUGGUGGCGUCGGCCGUGGGGCUGGGGGUGGCCACCGCCGGAGGGGCCGUCACCAUCACGUCCGACCUCUCCCUGAUCUUCUGCAAUUCCCGGGAGUUGCGCCGGGUGCAGGAGAUCGCCGCCGCCUGCCAGGACCAGAUGCGCGAGAUCCUGAGCUGCCUGGAGUUCUUCUGCCGCUGCCAGGGCCGCGGGGACCGCCAGCUGCUGCAGUGCGGGCAGAACGCCUCCAUCGCCCUGUACAACUCUGUCUACUUCAUCGUCUUCUUCGGCUCACGUGGCUUCCUCAUCCCCAGGCGGGCCGAGGGGGCCACCAAGGUUAGCCAGGCCGUGCUGAAGGCCAAGAUUCAGAAACUGGCCGAGAGCCUGGAGUCCUGCACCGGGGCCCUGGACGAACUCAGCCAGCAGCUGGAGUCCAGAGUCCAGCUCUGCACGAAGGGCGGCCGUGGCCACGACCUCAAGAUCUCUGCGGACCAGCCCGCGGGGCUGUUUUUCUGAGAACAUCCUUUCCCCCUUGUGACCGAGGCCAGAAACCAUCCCCAUGGGAUGCUCCAGAUUUGUAGCUCCCUCAGGAAAACACCAAGUUGGAUUAGGAGCUGAACUGAAUGCAAAGGAUGAGAAAAACUGUUCUUGAAAUUGGGGGAAGGAGGGAGUCACAGACCUUCUUUCCCUAACACUAGGACAUCCUGCCUGGGGCUGAAUGCUAGGGACUUUUUACUUGCCAUAUCCUGUGGGACAUGUGACCCGAAAAUUAUUUUUCCUUUAUCAAAACGAUUCAGUCUCCACAACGGUGGGUGCUACUCUGUUGAAGUUGUUUCAGGGUCCCUGCCACAGCGCAGGUGGUUUGAGCAGGUUGGGGAGGGUGCCACGCAGCCACCCUCUGGGUCCUCUCCAAGCCCCAGUAGGCUUUGAGGUCCUCAGGAUGCCUGUGAGAGGAGACACUAGCUUUGAAACCUCUCUUUCCGAGUUUCUGAGUGUAAAAGAACUCCAGAAUCCAGAGCAAAUCAGACCCCCUCUGAACGGGCAGGGCUCAUGACCCAAGAGGGUCCUCUCCCACUGAUGUGCCCUUCCCUCCCCUCUACUUGUACACGUUCUCAAAUCCAGCCUGGGGCAGAGUGCAUCUUCCUGGGUGGGGGAGGGAAUCAUAUCCAGACCUCCAGAUACCCUGGGAGAAAAACCAACUAAACGGUCCUCUAAUUCCUGCCCCCUCGCAACAAGAAGCAGAGGCCAAGGAAGAUGAAGUGACUAACAGCUUCAUUUACUGACAUUCUGGUGUACAGAAGAGAGCAGUGGCUUGGAGUGAGACAGUGCUGGGUUUGUUACUGGCUCUGUUGCUGCUGUGUGACCUUGGCCAGUUCAUUUCUCCACGACUUGGCUUCCUGGUCUGUAGAACAGAUGCUAAACCCUCACCCUGUUGCGAGGUAUUAAGUGAGAUUAAGGUGCCAAGGGCAGUGUCUGGCUCACAAAGUGCGGCCCCUGGACUGGCAACGUUAGAAUCACCUGGGAACUUGUUAGAAAGGCAAAUUCUUGGACCCAACUGUCAACUUAAGGGAUCCGAAACCGGAGGUGGGGCCCAUCAACCUGUGUGUAAGCAAGCCCACGGGGCGGGGGGUGGGGGGGUGAUUCUGAUAACCUAUUAAGGUUUGAAAAUCACCGCAGCAGAUACUGGUAUCCGACCCCCUUGUGGGCAUUCAUGAAGUUUUAUGGCCUCCCUAGGGGCUCCGUGGUCUUCAGAGUCAUUCACAGAAGGUCAAGCACAGACAGUGUCCCAAAAUCAAAAGAAAGAAUGUGUUUGUGCGUGAGAUCCGUCAGUGCAUCCUGGGGCAAUUUCCCACCAUGUGAAGUAAGGGAUAUAACAUAAUAACCCCUUUAGAGGGCAGUGUUGCCCAAUCAUUGUAGAAACUGGUACCUGAAGGACUGUGAACUUAAUGCAGAUUGACCUUUGUUACCUUCUAUGAAAACCGCCAGACCAUGUAUUGUGUUUUUAAUUUAUUUUAAGUUUGUUAUUUAAUUACCGUUUAUUAUUUGCAUUUAAUUUUAUUUAAUCACCACACCACAUUUAGGAAGUAAUAGGAAUAGCAGACUUCUGAAUGGGAGACUAUGGACGCUCUUUUAAGGAGAUGAGGUUGAGUUUGCCUUUGUCAGGUGGCUCAUGAGCUGGAAAAAGCAUCGCUCUCCUUGAAUAAGUCUCUCUCCGUCAGAGGGGACUUUCAUUCCCCAGCAAAGGCGGGAAGUUCUGAACAGAGAGAUGGGGCCGAAUUUAAGUUUAUCAGUGGAGGUUUGACUUGUGGGCUCUAGAAAUGAUGCAAGCAUAUUUAUCCUGAAGGCAGUUGGCCAGCAAAUAACACUUGAUCUGAAAAGUGAACCUGUUUUAUUCAGGGGAGAACCCCAAUUUAGAGGCACGUGAAGGAAACACUCAGACCAUGGGAAGUCUGAUGUCCUGUGAAGUUAUGUCUUAGGGAUGACAGACAAAAUAGCUUGUGUCAUGGUGGCGAUGUGUCAUAUUUUCACUUUGAGAUCUGUAAGGAAUCUGUAAGCUGUCUCUAAGAAAAUACAUAUAACUUUUUCAAUUUCCAUUCCUACAACUGUAAUGUUAAAAAAUAUGUCGAAAAGUCUUUGGGACCACACACGCAAUACUUGGCUGUGUUAUUUAAUUAUUUAACAUACUUUAAAUUUAUCCAGUCUACCCCCAUCUUUCCCAAAUGAUAGCCGAGUGUCUGAGGAACUGUACUUUCAGUGCUGGGGGAAGGGUUUAGUGGUUGUAAAUUUUUAUUUUUACCACAAAUUGCAAUUGCUCUGUAUCCUGGUUUCUUUUGAAGUUGGUACUGGUUUCUUUUUAAACUGGUGUCGUUUCUUAGGCUACCUUGCACAGAUAGCUAGCAUUGUAGAUCACCAGAAUGUACUUUGCAUUGUCGUUUAUGUUAUAUCACACAGGUACAACCACUCCCUAACUCCAGCUUUUAUUAAAGCUGAAGUUUGAGUUAUAGUCUUCCAGUGGGUAGGUUGUUCCUUCCCUAAAAAUAAACUGGGCAUUUCAGGAAGCAGCAAUAGCAAACUUUUCCUAUCAUUAGGGUAUUUCCUAUCACUAGGGGGAUAUCAAAGUCAUAAACUCCCAGUUAUCAUUUCAAUGGCCCUCUUUACACCUAAGGAAGAGUGUCUACUUUGGAACAACACUCCGCACAUAAUAGGAGCACAAUAAAUGCAUUUGAAUAAUUUAAUGAACUGUUUAGCUACAUUAAUAGGAAUCUGUCGAUAAUGAAAGCUUAUCCACCCUCUUAUGUGUCUGUUAUAAAGAUUGGAGCCUCUACCAGGAUUUAGUCAAUUUCAGUUAAAUGGAUCCUAGAGAUAAAUUUUUAUUUAUUUCUUUUGUGGGAAUGUGAAAAGGCUUUUCCUUAAGGCCCUCAUUCUAUAAACAAACAGAUUGAAAUGGUAUGUUGUAAAAGGAAGAAGGGAGAGGAGUAUUUGGAUUAUAAGUGUAUUUCAGGAAAAUGUCCGAGUUUGAAAAAUAAAAAUUUUGUACUCGGGUCUAAGUGCGAUUGUUAGUUUCUUGGGUUUCUAAUUGUUUGGAUUGUUUUUUUUCCCCCACAAAAAAAGGAGGUUUAUUUAGCUCUGCAUUUCAAGGAUUCAGUAAAACUAUGUUUUACUCUCUGAAAAAAAUGGUCCUUAGCAAAUAUUCUGAUCUUAAUCACUUUGAUGCAUUUGCCCUCAGUCACCUGUCAUUUCCAAGAUGGCAAAUGUCAAAGUCGAAAGUAUUUACUGAGAGAAAAAAGAGAAGAGUGCUGUAGAAGCCACCCUACAUCAGAUAAGUUAAAGUCAGUCAACUUGAUAUAUUUCUCAUUCAAUACCUUAGUGCGAAAAGAAAGUAGAGGGAAGUGAGACAUUGAGAUAAAAACAUUGCGCAGAGAUAAAUGGGGAUACAGUUCAAUGCAGCGAUUUCUGAAUUCCACAUUUUUUUUCCCACUGUGCGCAAAAUAAGUUCUUUCCUUUCAUUGAAAUAAAUUACCCAUUCCUCAGACUUCUUGACCUUUCUGUAACUAAUUACCUAAUCUCAUGUCUGCCUGUGUAUGAAUUAAUAACUUUGAAAAGGGGCAGAUGUGUAAUUAUUUUCACUUAGAAUAUUCCAUAUCAAGCGGUAUAAUUUUUAAAAAGUAAUCAACUCAUAUUACAGGAAUUUUCUUAUUAUCUAGAAGUCUCAGCAAGUUUCAAAGCCUUUGGACACAAUUACAACCUGGGAAGUAAUUGAAAAGAGACCUAGAAUCAGCCAAAUCAGCCUUCACAAAAGCCAAGCACUAGAAAAAGGCAGAAAGGAAGGGUGAGGGGCAGGAUCUCUAUGAGGAAGGCAAAACUGUCCCAGAAAUUUCCAGGAGAUUUUACCUUGCAAGUAGCUGAUCUUGACCAUGGGAGGCCUGUUAGGAAAUGCAGUAGUUUUAGCUACAAAUUUGCUGCUCCAAAUAUACCUAGGAUUCUUUUGUAAAGAAGAAAAGGAGGCUGGACAUCGAGUGAGAGGUCCAGCAAUCUAAGCAAAGAGUCUGUAAUGGUUGCUGCAAUCUUUUGAGAACUUCUGUCCUGGAGGUGAUCUCUGAGUGCCAGCCUCUGAGUCUCCACCUUGGAAACACCCCUGGGGCCGAAUGUUGCAUUAUUAAUGACUGUGCAA